GCUUUGUUUCGUACUUGAUGUGAAGCCGGACGGUUGUGCUCGCUGCUCCGCCACUUAAAAAAAAAAAUCAAACACCCCCCGCUAAAACAUACAUGAUAAUAUUUCUUAAUUCAUUACUUCACAGUCUCUCAUUAUACGCACGUUUCGUAACUUGACAAGUAUUUAUUUAUUUAUUAAAUUGUUUUUAUUUUUCAACAAUUGUUUUAUUUUUUUGUUUUUUUUUUAUAAAUGACUUGAUAAAAGUGUUUCUCAGUAUUAAACCAAAAAAAAAACGCGCUUGUUAUUCGUUGUAACAUAAUUUUUUUUUUUUACAAAAAAUUAAAUUUUGUAAAUGUUUAAAUUUUAAGGACUGUGAUAAGCAUGGCGGGAGACAACCAACAUUUUUGUCUGCGCUGGAACAAUCACCAAAGCACGUUGAUCAGCGUUUUCGACACGUUGCUGGAGAGCGGCACGUUGGUCGAUUGCACGUUGGCGGCCGAAGGACAAUACCUUAAGGCCCACAAAGUCGUCUUGUCAGCAUGCAGCCCAUACCUAGAGCUAUUAUUAAGCCAACAUUAUGAAAAGCAUCCAAUCGUCAUACUUAAGGACGUUAAGUUCCAAGAACUAAAAAGUAUGAUGGAUUACAUGUAUAGGGGGGAAGUCAACAUUUCCCAAGACCAGUUAAGCACGUUCCUGAAAGCUGCAGAAUCCCUGCAGAUCAAGGGUCUGACUGAUGGUGGUGGCAAUGAAGACAGCACAGCCUCUUCAGCACCGGUCAAGGCACCUGUUGCCACUCCGGUUAGGAAACCAAUUCAACAGUCUAUCACACGUGGUCCAUCUACUGUAGCACAGGGUUUAACGAUAGAGAGGAGGCCAGAAAGUCCACACAUCAGGUCUCGUGAUGAUAGUGCCUCACCUACUAGAAAACGUAGGCGCAACCAGCGCAGGCCGUCAACAAGUGACGAUCCUGACAGUCAUAUUGAUACAAGCAACUCCUGUGAUGUACCGCCCCUUCAGUCCGGAGCCCUAAGCGGCGUCGGUGUUCCUAACAUUCCUGCCACCAUAACCAAAGGUGCGCCGUUGGAUGACGGUGAUCAUGAGACUGAUAACAGCCGCAUCAACAACCACGAUGCAUCAGCUGCUGAUGGUGUGGCAGGACCAAAGAUCGAACCGACUGGUGAACUGAUUGAACCUAAGACUGAGUAUUUGGAAGAAAUGAACAACGAAGACAGUAUAGAAGACUUGACAUUGGAUGAUGAUGAUGAUAUGGACAAUAGUAUGGAUAUGUCAAGAGCUGGACCAUCUCAUGACAACUCAAACCAAAGUUUUAAUCAAUGGCCAAUGUCUGGAAACCAAACCACGGAUGAAGUAUUUAUGAAUGCACAAGAAGCAGUUGGAGCUCACAGGGAUACUCAAGCUUCAUCUACAAAAUAUAACAGGAUGAUGUUGGAUCCAUUGACCAAAGCACGUCUACAAUACUGGACCAGUACUUCGGAAACAUUCCAUUCAACUCUAGCUACAGCGCCUAGACAAUCUACAUCAUCUACUCAACAGCCAAUGACAACUAGCGCAUCACCUGAGAAUUCUGAUGGCACUACCACUGCUACUGAACCACGUUUCCCAUGUCCAAAGUGUCCGCGUAGUUAUCGAAAUAGAAAUCACCUUUACCGUCAUGUACGAUAUGAAUGUGAUCGCAUUAAGCAGUAUCGUUGUGGCAUUUGUUUUAAAGACUUUUAUAGAAGAGAUAAUUUGAAAACACACAUAAACUAUAAACAUUUAAAUAAGUUAAAUCUUACAGCUGCCCCUCCAUCCCCUGUUACUGGUGCUUCCACUAAAGAAGUUUAAAAACAUUUGUAUCUUGUUAACAAUACUUCCAGAGUCUAAAUAUACUAGAAUUAUUUAUGCAUAAAGAUACACAUAAACACAUAUAUACAUGUAUAUAUGAAUAUUUUGUUCAUUGAAUUUAGUUAUUUUUGGUAUCUUAAUAGUU
Rhopalosiphum maidis (corn leaf aphid) is the source of this 1969-nucleotide messenger RNA. Its product is annotated as longitudinals lacking protein-like. NCBI's taxonomy places the organism in Eukaryota, Metazoa, Arthropoda, Insecta, Hemiptera, Aphididae. The transcript is spliced from 5 exons. Bases 361 to 1824 code for a protein of 487 amino acids. Gene Ontology annotation, biological process: regulation of transcription by RNA polymerase II. The record is from RefSeq and is a predicted model, not a curated record. Gene Ontology annotation, cellular component: nucleus. Gene Ontology annotation, molecular function: protein binding.